This is a messenger RNA of Bemisia tabaci, 2101 nucleotides long. RefSeq lists its product as uncharacterized. NCBI's taxonomy places the organism in Eukaryota, Metazoa, Arthropoda, Insecta, Hemiptera, Aleyrodidae. Gene Ontology annotation, biological process: regulation of transcription by RNA polymerase II. Gene Ontology annotation, molecular function: DNA-binding transcription factor activity, RNA polymerase II-specific; sequence-specific double-stranded DNA binding. The record is from RefSeq and is a predicted model, not a curated record. Gene Ontology annotation, cellular component: nucleus.
GUCGAGUGUGUGCCUCCACGCAGUCCCCCGCUCGUUUCGUUUGUUUCUUUUGCACCCAACCCGUCUGUUUCCAUUGUGCGCCUGUGCGGUUCGCGACGGAUAACCUCAACCAGUGAAUGUGAUUUUCGAGUGCGACUUGGUUGCAUCCUCCCCGAACUCUCUCCGUUGUUUUGUUUCUACCCUUAUCUGUGUGUGUUCAAGUGAUCGGCGUUCCUUAGUCCAACCUUGAAAACUAACCGCGUGGUGUUCGAAACGCGAGGUCAUAAUCUCGUUUUGUUCCAAACUACUGUGAUCUGUAAACAGGAAAUUCCGCGAAACUCCGUUUUUACCUUAAAAAUCAAACGGGGCCAACACGUGAAACAUUGUUCGAAUUUGUGUGACUUUAUUUAUAGUGGAUUUCGUCUCAAUUUGUUUUUUUGUGUCUCGGCAAAACGGGUAGUGCGCAUAAUAACCACGUUUUCGAAACUCUUAAUCGAGAUUGAUUACAUUCCAUCUGAGCGUGUGACUUUACAACGUGUUUUGUAGCACACGGCUUUUUUCAGUUGUUGUGACGUGUGUGGAAAUGUUUGAAGCCUGACGUGGACGUUUGAAGAUGGGUCACCCGCGGCGUCGCCCAAUCCACUCGGAUUGAACUAUGGUUGACCGUGAACCGAACGAAAUAAGGCAUCGUUCCCACUCCGACCCGGUAAUUUCCCGUUCUGUCCGUCCCAUAAUGAAGUCCUCCGUGAGCAUGUGCAACGUCCACGAAGAGUUCCACAAAGAAGACGACAUCUCGAACGGCAGUGACGUCGACAAACGCUUCGAAGACGGCAGCGACUCCGACUCGAACAAAGAAGUCCACUCGGACGAGGAGGACGGCGAGAUCAGCGUCGGCUGCCCCUCACCCGUCAACGACUUCUGCAAUGACGUCUCGCGCGACGUGCGCAAGUUCAACUCGGACGAAGAAGAUACGUCGAGGAGCUCCUCGGCUCUGACGUGCCGAAGACGGCUAUCCCUGGAAGAGAGCGAGGACAACGUAGACUACAGCAACGAAGACUACUUCACGCCGCUGAAGAAGCUGAAGAUGAUGCAGAUCGACAAGAUGAAGUACGGGAUCUCGGACAAGGCCAACAUCCAGAAGAUCCGGCCGAACAAGCUGGCCCACGCCUUCGUGGACAUCCCCAACGAGCUGACCAGGCCGGACGACCUGGUGGAGGACCUGUCCUCGAAGACGGGCUCCAACGGGGUGAAGUCCUUCUCGAUCCACGACAUCCUCAACCACCACCCCAAGUCCCAAGCCAAAGACAAGAAGGCCGCGACCCAGCCGACGAGGAUCGUCCGCCCGUGGGACACGGACGAGGGCUCUUCGGCGUCGUUCCAGCUGGCGCCCCCGCCGGCCCACUGCGGGGCCUUCAGCCUGGCGCCCCCCAUGCUCCUGGACCCCAGGUAUCAUCGGCUGCACGUGCGCCCCAAGUCCGUCGACUUCUGCUCCACCUACGAGUCGUGUAGUAGCGGACGCUCCAGCGCCGGUGGCUCCGACUACUGCACGAGUCCGGAUAUCAUCAACUCAACUAGUCCUAAUUCAAGUUCCUCCGGGCAGCCCCGUCGGGCCCCCUCGCAACCCCGUAAGCAGUCCUCCGGCGAGGCUAAGUCCGAAUGCUCGCCCCUCGAGCUACUCGUCGAGAUGACUGCCAAGCCAUUCGAUAAGAUGAAAGGAGAAACCGGACAAGACGCGCAAGGGAACCCGCUGAACCUGUUCAACUCGCGGCAGCAAGCGAAGAAGAAGCGCAAGUCGCGGACGGCGUUCACGAACGUGCAGAUCAUGGAGCUGGAGCGGCGGUUCAUCCACCAGAAGUACCUCUCGCCGGCCGACCGGGACGAGAUCGCCUACCAACUGCGGCUCACCAACGCCCAGGUCAUCACCUGGUUCCAGAACCGACGCGCCAAGCUCAAGCGCGACAUGGAGGAGCGAGCCAAGGACGUCCGCGCCACCGAGGUCCUCACCGGACACUCGGCCUUCUUCGAGAACGCUCAGAACAUGGCGCUCCUCAAGAAGAAGCCCGUCGUCAACAAGGAGGUCGACUAAGUCAAACGCAAUUUUUGAUACUCAGCCUUCUUCGAG